AUUUGAUUUGAUUUUUUUGUUGGGUGGUGGUGGUGGUUAGCAUUGAAGUUUUAAAGUUAUGAAUACUAUUGUAUUAUUGUCUAUGCCACAACUAGGGUUACCUUGAAUUUUUCACAUUCUGGUUGUACAUUAUUGUUUUGUUUGGCACAAUCACAAGUAUCUUAACCAUUUUUGAGUUCUGGUGAAGGCCACUUGAUCUUUGUGAUACAAAUCAAACAAGCCCAGAUGUCCUGUCUCUUGGGUAUCAAGGCUCUCUUGCUGGUGGUUUACCUAUGUCAAAUCAUAGUUCUGUUUCAUCUGUGCAUCCUUCAGCUGGGCUAAAUUCAUCACUUCCAUCAUCUUCUGGUAUUGGUCUUAGCAAUAACUUAACAUCAUCUGGUCCAUUGGCAGCCCCUGCCAGGGAUAGUAGAUAUGGAGUUUCACGAACUCCACCUUUAUCAGUUGACGAACAGAAGAGAAUACAACAAUAUAAUCAGAUGAUAUCUAGCAGAAACAUGCCGCAAUCUACCAUGUCUGUUCCUGGAUCUCUUUCAGGAAGUGAUCUUGGUGGUGUGCGAAUGUUGCCUGGUGGAAAUGGUAUGGGCAUGUUGGGGUGGGAUUAACAGAAGCAUUAGACCAGGGUUUCAGGGAGUGCCAUCAUCAUCUAUGCUUAGUUCUGGAGGCAUGCCUUCUUCUAGUAUGGUGGGGAUUCCAAGCCCUGUAAAUAUGCAUGCUGGAGUUGGUGCUGGACAAGGAAACUCAAUGCUGAGACCUCGGGAGACUGUACAUAUGAUGAGGGUGAGAAGUGCUCUGGUUCUCUCUUCAAAUU
This is a messenger RNA of Glycine soja, 808 nucleotides long. Its product is annotated as chromatin modification-related protein EAF1 B-like. Gene Ontology annotation, cellular component: NuA4 histone acetyltransferase complex. The record is from RefSeq and is a predicted model, not a curated record. The transcript is spliced from 2 exons. The coding region runs from base 273 to 602 and encodes 109 amino acids. Lineage: Eukaryota; Viridiplantae; Streptophyta; Magnoliopsida; Fabales; Fabaceae.